UGAAUUGGUGUUUGCCAAGUUCCAUGCGGCUUCCCGUAAAAUACGGUCCAUCAGUUAAUUCUUUCCCUGCGUUCUGAAAUUGGGUUCCGUGCAAAUAUUGCAGUUGUGGAUCCUGAGACACGCGGCCUUUAGCCAUGAAUGAAGAAGACGUUAUUCAGUAUUUUAAAGAUCAGCUGAGGGAGGACCCUGAUGUUGCGACUGCAGUUGCAGCUAUUAGAACCUUGUUGGAGUUUUUAAAGAGAGAUACAGGUGAAACUAUCCAAGGCCUUAUAGAUAGUUUAAAAAAUGCUAUUACAACUCUCUCUAAAGUGGAUUCAUCAGUCUCUGUUUCCUCUGGUGGAGAGCUGUUUCUAAGGUUCAUUACUCUUACCUCAGAGUUGGAGCAUUCAGAUUACAGUAAAUGCAAAAAAAUGAUGAGUGAACGAGGGAAGCUGUUCUUAAAAAGGAUCUCACACUCUAGGAAUAAGAUAACAAAGCUUUGUCGGCCAUUUAUAAAAGAUGGAGCUAAAAUCUUAACACAUGCCUACUCCAAAGUGGUCCUGAAAGUUUUGGAAGAAGCUGCGACUGCAAAGAAGCGUUUUAGUGUCUAUGUCACAGAAUCCCAGCCAGACAGUUCAGGGAAGAAAACAGCAGAAGCACUGAAAAACCUUAAUGUCCCAGUCACUGUGAUCCUGGACUCUGCAGUUGGUUACAUAAUGGAAAAAGUAGACCUGGUUAUUGUUGGAGCAGAAGGAGUGGUGGAGAGUGGAGGGAUUAUUAACAAGAUUGGCACAAACCAAAUGGCAGUAUGUGCCAAGGCCCAGAAUAAACCUUUUUAUGUGGUUGCAGAAAGCUUCAAAUUUGUCAGGCUCUUUCCUCUGAACCAGCGAGACGUGCCAGAUAAGUUUAAGUAUAAGGCCGACACACAGCAACAAAACAAAGACCUGCUGGAGGAGCACCCAUGGGUAGACUACACCUCCCCAUCACUUAUUACACUGCUCUUCACAGACCUUGGUGUCCUGACACCCUCUGCUAUCAGUGAUGAACUUAUCAAACUAUACCUGUGAUACCAUUAAAGAUUUAUUCUAAUUUAAA
Messenger RNA from Bombina bombina (fire-bellied toad), 1074 nucleotides. RefSeq names its product eukaryotic translation initiation factor 2B subunit alpha (gene EIF2B1). Gene Ontology annotation, molecular function: translation initiation factor activity; guanyl-nucleotide exchange factor activity. Bases 135 to 1046 code for a protein of 303 amino acids. The record is from RefSeq and is a predicted model, not a curated record. Gene Ontology annotation, cellular component: eukaryotic translation initiation factor 2B complex. The transcript is spliced from 9 exons. Lineage: Eukaryota; Metazoa; Chordata; Amphibia; Anura; Bombinatoridae. Gene Ontology annotation, biological process: translational initiation.